Molecule: messenger RNA, 3144 nt
Organism: Phanerochaete carnosa HHB-10118-sp
Lineage: Eukaryota; Fungi; Basidiomycota; Agaricomycetes; Polyporales; Phanerochaetaceae
Exons: 20
Coding region: 1-3144 (1047 amino acids)
Cellular component (GO): plasma membrane
Molecular function (GO): calcium-activated cation channel activity
Source: RefSeq, a predicted model, not a curated record
AUGUCGCAGGUUACGCCCGGCAAGGCAGAUGGAACCGACUCUCAGACGUUCUUGACCGCACUCAUCACCAACGCCAGUAUCCUCGCAAUUGAGGUCAUCGCUUUCGUCGUCUUGCGAAGCCGACUAUGGCGAAUAUACGAGCCUAGGACAUACCUGCCGCCUCCAGACAAACGGGCAGUAAGCUUGCCUGGAGGUUGGUGGAAGUGGCUGUUGGCCAUCGUUACGAUACCUACAGGAGACAUCAUGCAAAAGAACGGAAUGGAUGCCUACAUGUUCCUUCGAUUUCUUCGACUGCUCAUCAUACUAUUCGCUUCCAUCACGGUCUUGACCUGGCUCGUUCUCCUGCCUGUCGACACAGCUGGUUUACCCAACGCCAACUUCACUGACCGUCUAUCUCGGCUGAGCUGGGGAAAACUAAGCGAUACGUGGCUCACGUCGUCGUCGUCUAUAUCUCAACUUGCGAUCUGGACGCUCUUCCUGAUUCGUCGAGAGCUCGUCCAUUACACACUCAAGCGCCAUGAAUUCCUAACUUCCUCAUCGCACGCUACGCUCGCUCAAGCACGCACAGUUCUUAUCAUAAACGUUCCGCCAGAGAUGUGCGAUGAGCAUGAGCUCAGGCGAUGGGCGAGCUUCGUCCCUGGAGGUGUUCAGAACGUUUGGAUCUACAGGGACACCAGGACUCUCAACGGAGAUUACAAUGCUCGCCUGGAAGCCUGCCAGCUCCUCGAGCAAGCAACGUCCAAGCUCAUACGCAAGGUUGUUCGCGCGAAACACAAAGAGGAGAAGAAGCUCCGCAAGGACGGCAAGGCCCCUGUGCCGCUGCCGAAGCUGAGUGCGCCUGUGCUCACAAAGCGCGAGAGGACUCAGCACCUGGAUGCGUACCUGAUGCAGGAGCGCCGCGUGGGCCACGACAUCGUUGACACCGGACGCGGGCCGAGCCUCGAUUCAUUGCGCACUGCCGUUGGCGCAGAGAAAGAGAAGGCUGUGAACCCGUUCGAGGACGUCUCAUUGGAGAGUGUGCCUGCGAGCUCGGGAUCGCGCCAUAGCCGGACGAGAACGAGCAUUCUUGAGGCGGGGCAGCUGUCGCCUGGUGGUGCAUCGACUGUUGAGAAAGACGUGGGCAUAGAUGCAGAGGCACUCCUGGAGAAGUAUGCGCUCCCGAAGAAGCGGCCACACCACAGGCUCGGGUUUAUGGGUCUGUUUGGAAAGAAGGUCGAUACGAUCAAGUGGUGCAUGGACGAGAUCUCGAAGCUGAAUAAGAGCAUCGAGGAGAAGCGCGGCGCUCUUGCGCAGGCUGAUAAGAUGCCGAAGCCCUUGGGCAGCGCCUUUAUCCAGUGCAACCUGCAAAUGGGUGCACAUGUGCUAGCGCAGUGUGUCAGCUACCACAAACCCCUGAUGAUGGCUGAAAAGUUCAUCGAAGUCUCGCCAAAGGACGUUAUCUGGGACAACAUCGACGACGGCGCAUACGAGGCCCGGUUUCGCUACGUCACGUCCUGGAUGGGCAGCAUCGCACUCAUUGUUCUUUGGUUCGCGCCGGUCGCAUUUGUUGGCACACUUAGCAACGUCUCUACCCUCUGUCAGAAAGUCGCCUGGCUUUGCUGGAUCCGCAACGCGCCUACGCCCAUACCUGGUAUGAUCCAAGGUAUUUUGCCUCCGCUUGCCCUUGCAGUUUUGUUUGCCAUCUUGCCCUGGUUACUACGAGGUCUGGCUUGGUAUGAGAACAUCCCUCGAUGGUCGCUACUUUCCAUUAGCGUCUACAAGCGCUACUUCCUCUUCCUCGUCAUUCACGGCUUCCUCAUCGUCACACUGAGUUCUGGUCUGACAUCAACAGCUGCUCAGAUCGUCGAGAACCCGACUCAGGCACUGUCCUACCUUGCAUCUCAGCUACCAAAUGCCUCGAUCUUCUUCCUCACCUGGACGUUAACGCAGGGUCUGAGUGGCGCCGGAAGCGCUCUUCUACAAGUGGGCACCAUCUUGUUGUAUUUCGCCAAAAAGUGGUUCCUUGGUCGAACGCCGCGGCAGGCAUACGAGGUGACGUUUAUGAUGCCAAAGGCGGAUUUUGGUCUGGUGUUACCGCGCAUCUCGCUGCUUGCUACGAUCGCACUUGCAUAUAGCGUGCUUUCGCCCAUCAUCAACGGUCUAGCGAUGUUGUCGUUCUUGCUGUUCUUCAUGGCAUGGAAGUUCCUCUUGACGUGGGUAUUUGAUCAACCAGACGAAGCGGAGACUGGAGGUCAAUACUUCCCGCUUGCGAUUAAUUUCCUGUUCGUCGGCAUGUACAUCGAACAGUUCUGUCUUGCUGUCCUGUUCUUCCUCAAGAUUUCUAACGGCAUCUCAUUCCUUGCCGAAGGCGUCCUAAUGCUCUUUCUUAUGGCCGUGACAUUAUCUGCGCAAGUGUUGUUCCAGCGCAGCUUUGAUCCAAUUACUCAGUUCCUCCCAAUGUCGCUAGCGACAGAACAGCUUCAGAAGCGGUGGGAGAGCCAUAGGUUGCACAAACAUAGCGGCAGCCAGGAUUCCGAGAUGAAUCUCUUCAGUAAAAACGGUCUGAAGAUGGUGGUCAACCGUCACCUUGUGAAUCCGGUAGAGAAGCUCGCCAAACACGUCGAGAACAACAUGGCCAAGGUCGCUGAUAUUCAGUCCGAUGUCGGACACGGCAGCACGGAGAACGACGUCGCACAUGGAUCAACAUCUGCGUAUGACUCUGCAGGGCACCGCCGCCACAACUCACACCACCACGUGCACCACCACAACCCGCACUACAAUGACGCCCAUCAGGGGCACCAGCAGACGCACCACCGACGCACAAAGUCGACGCACCGCUCGGGCGACUCGAGUCUGACUAAAGCGCCGCGUCGGCUGCCACAGUUCGCGCCCGCCGCGCCAAAGCGCCCAGUCGCCGCAGAGGACGAGGGCGACGUCGACGAGGAUUUCGACGCACACGGCUUCGACCAUCCGUCCACGUACGAAGAACAGCCGUGGAUCUGGGUGCCAAAAGACGCACUCGGCCUGAGCGAGGUGUUCGUGCGCGAAUAUCGCACGCUGGGCGUCGAAGCAAGCGACGAGGGCGCGGUAAUGGACGAGCGGGGGAACGUCGAGGUCAAUCGGAGUCCGCCAGACGAGGAAUGGCAUGGUGGACACGACGCAUAG